AUGAAAUUAAAUACUGUUUUACUUAGUAGUCUUUGAAUACAAGGAUAUUUUAAUAGAUUCAUUUCUGAUGUAAAAUAUCUAUGGAUAUCUUGAUAUUAACAAUGAAAAAAGGUUUGCGAGCGAUUUGUUGUAUUGGCUGUGCCAUAACUAUCAUCUACUAUAUAUAUUUGAACCACAUCUUCGAAAGCAGCGAUCAUAUAAAGAGGGCAAUAAUAGAGCAAUAUGAGGAUUUGAAAAGCGCAAAUGUUACACAUAUAAUUCUGUGGUGGAAUCAGCCAGCAUGGGUUGGAACCUAUGAAAGAAAAUGUGGUAACUGUAUUGUUGCAACGAACAGAGGCGUUUUCGAUAACAGCUCCGCGGUUGUGUUUUCCCUAGCCGAUCGUGGGAUGGGAAAAAAACCACCGGUAAAAAUCAUUAAGAGAAACCAAAAUCAAAUCUGGAUAGCAUUUUCAUUAGAAGCAAAUACGCUGAACUUACGGAACAGAAACUACGCAAAUAAAUAUUGGAGAAAUAUGUUUAAUUGGACAUGGAACUAUAGGUCGUCUUCUGAUAUAUUUAUGCCUUAUGGACGGGUAUCAAAAAGACAAAAGCCACUGUCAAAAAACUACUCCAUGAUAUUUCAACGUAAGAACAAAUUUGCAGCAUGGGCCGUCAGUCACUGUAAUGCACACAGUUUAAGAGACAAAUUUGUGACACAAAUGAAUAUGUGUUUGCAAACAAAGAGUAUCGACAUAUUUGGAAAAUGUGGCCGUUUAAAGGUUUCAGAGAGUGAACUUUCUAAUUUAAUAGAUAAUGAUUACAAAUUUUAUUUAGCGUUUGAAAAUGCUUUUUGUGAUGAUUAUGUAACGGAAAAGAUAUUUGCAAAUUAUAAUAAUGACGUUAUUAACGUGGUCCGCGGAAAAGCAAAUUACACUGAAAUAUUUCCAAAAGACUCGUUUAUCAACACCAAGGACUUCAGAAACACAAAGGAUUUAGUUCGUUUUAUGAUUGAAGUUUCGGAAAACGAAACCUUGUAUUCGAAUUUUUUAAUUCAGAAAGAUGAAUUUCAAGCCUGGUACACACUCGAAGAGCAAUACAAAAAGUCAAUAUGUGAUAUUUGCCGGAAAUUGAAUGAUCCCGAUCUUAAAAAAAAGAUGAUUUUUGACGCAGUAGAGACACUUGGACAGUGCAUCAAACCAAAUGAUGUUUAGUGUAAACGAGCAUUUCAUUCUAAUCGAACAGGUCACAAUCCUUUCAAAUAUCUCAAAUUGGUAUUGUUAAUAUGUUAAAUGUUCAAUUUCUGACUCAGAAAAAAAUCAAAAUAUGGGGCACGACAAUACGACAUGCAUUAAAACAAUCUUUCAUUUGAGUAUUAAACACAGAGCAAUUUAA
Mya arenaria is the source of this 1371-nucleotide messenger RNA. Its product is annotated as alpha-(1,3)-fucosyltransferase C-like. Gene Ontology annotation, cellular component: membrane. The transcript is spliced from 2 exons. The coding region runs from base 81 to 1190 and encodes 369 amino acids. The record is from RefSeq and is a predicted model, not a curated record. Gene Ontology annotation, molecular function: alpha-(1->3)-fucosyltransferase activity. NCBI's taxonomy places the organism in Eukaryota, Metazoa, Mollusca, Bivalvia, Myida, Myidae.